UGGGCGUGGCGAGGGGCGUGGCGCGGUGGGCGUGGCCGGCCUCGUCAGGCGGUGUCCUGCCCGGCCUGCCCGGCCUCGCCCGGCCUCGGCUCGCUCCCCGCCAUGGGGCCUGGCUGAGUGGCCGCCGAUGGAGACCCCGGUGGCGCCGAGCUCCGAGGCGGAGCCGGGGCCCGAGGAGGUGCUGCGCUUUUUGGCGGAGCGUGGGGGCCGGGCCCGGCAGGCUGAGCUGGUGCAGCACUUCAGGGGCGCCCUGGGCGGCGAGGCGGAGCAGCGCGCCCGCGCCCGCGCCCGCUUCAAGGAGGUGGUCAACACCGUGGCCGUGGUGCGCACCGAUCCUGCCGACGGCACCAAGUACGUGCACCUCAAGAGGAAGCUGUGUCCCGGGCCGCCUCCCCAAGUGGAGGGGACCCCGGCGCCCCCUGGGAACGCGCUGUACGGCGUGAACCCCUGCGAGGGCCAGCUGUCCCCCUCACCCGCCGGGAACCCGCCCCGCGUCCAAGUGACCGCGCCGGCGCCCGAAGAGGCCAUCGACAGCCCAGCCGAGCCGGGGGAGAUCGGGGAGAACGGCGACUUCUGUGGGGCGGCAUCCCCCGAAGACGUCCCCAGCGUCCAGGAGAUUGAAGCGAGCGAGGCGCCUCCCGGACAUGGCCGCGAACCUGGCCAUGGCGCGUCCUUGGUCACCGGUGGCCACGGCGGGACCCCGAGAAAGACCUCGCAGAGCGACGGCCACCCGCUGGCCGGGGCGUUGGACCCCGCUCUCGGUGAGAACCUGGAGCGUCCGACCAGCCACUGCGAGGAGGCGGGGAGCGAGCGCAGCCCCCCUGGAGGAUCCCACACCCCGCGGCCUGCCCGCCAGAACGUCCGAGACCUCGUGGUGGGCAGCUCCCCGCAGCUGAGAAGGAGCACCUCCGGGCCGGGGCGCAGCAGAAGCGCGGGCGACUCGGACAGCGCUUCCCUGGCGUCGUCCUCUGCCGAGGAAGAGAGCAGUGGCGGCGGUGGGGGCUCCGUGACGCUGGACCCCCUGGAGCACGCUUGGAUGCUCUCGGCUUCCGAAGGCAAGUGGGACAGCUUGGAAGGGCUGCUGGCCUGCGAACCUGGCCUCCUGGCCAAGCGGGACUUCAUCACUGGUUUCACUUGCCUGCACUGGGCCGCCAAGCACGGCCGGCAGGAGCUGCUAGCCAUGCUGGUCAAUUUUGCCAACAAGCACCAGCUGCCGGUGAACAUCAACGCCAGGACCAGCGGGGGCUACACCGCCCUGCACUUGGCGGCCAUGCACGGGCACGUGGAGGUGGUGAAGCUGCUGGUGGGCGCUUAUGACGCCGACGUGGACAUCAGGGAUUACAGCGGCAGGAAGGCUUCCCAGUACUUGAGCCAGAGCAUCGCGGAGGAGAUCAAGAGCCUGGUGGGGGCCCUGGACGACCUGGAAGGGGAGAGCGCUGGCAGCGGCGUCGGGGGGCGCUGGAGGCUGUCCAGGAUGCUCCCAUCGCACCUCAUCACCUAUAGGCUCUCGCACGUCCUGGAGGAUGGAGGCGACCACCACCACCACCAUCACCACCACCACCACCACCUGCCAGAGGGCUGGGCUGGAGGCAAAGCAAAAGACCCCGGGCGCAAAGCCUCGGGGAGCUCCAGUGGACGGCUAAAACCACCCAGACUCAACAAAAUCCGCUUCCGAACCCAGAUUAUCCACACUACACCCUCCUUCAGGGACCCGGAGCAGCCACUGGAGGAAGGAGAGGAGGAGGAGGACCGACCUCUCAAGGGUCACUCCUCCUCGUUCAAAUUGAGACCUAAAUCCAAUGUAUUUGGGUAAAAGGAAUUUCCCGGAGACUUUCUAAGGUUGGUUUUUCUGCAGGAGUGGAAUGCUCUGUGUGGAUAAGAACAGCCCAGGAAGACUGAGUGAGGCUCAAUAGUGCCUUGGUGAGGGGUUGGACCGCCUUGUGCGGCUAGCAUCCUGGGAGAAGCGGGUCUGCAAGAAUUCCUUACUGCCGCGCCACACCUGCCCUCUUCUCCCCUACCCCUCUGCCUUCCUCUCCCCUAUCCCCCUGCCCUCUUAUCCCUACCCCUCUGCCCUCCUCUCCCCUACCCCUCUGCCCUCCUCUCCCCUACCCCUCUGCCCUCUUCUCCC
Messenger RNA from Ochotona princeps (American pika), 2128 nucleotides. It is a transcript of the gene SOWAHC, whose product is annotated as sosondowah ankyrin repeat domain family member C. Gene Ontology annotation, molecular function: protein binding. The transcript has a single exon. The coding region runs from base 128 to 1813 and encodes 561 amino acids. The record is from RefSeq and is a predicted model, not a curated record. Lineage: Eukaryota; Metazoa; Chordata; Mammalia; Lagomorpha; Ochotonidae.